CGGCAAUCCAUUUGUUCCUGAGUCCGUAUUCAUCGCGAAAGUAGCAUCCGACACCCAUCGCCUGGGACCAGACUCCUUCCCCUCCCUUCUGCUUCGCUCACCGUUUACUCUAACUGAUUCUCUUUCGUCUCGGGUGAAGUCUGCAAGAAAGCCGUGUGUGCUGCAUGCCUCCCCUCUCGAAGCCCCUACACCCUGUCGACUCCGACGCGUGCCCUGUGCCCUACUGAAACACAAUCAAAAGAGGACCUGGUCGUAGAGCCCUCUCUCGGUGCAAUCACCAAUGGCCCGGCGACUCAGAGUGUAUGCAUGAUUGCGCGGUGCUUUCCGGGUCCUCCGCCUGCACAUUUUCACCCAUUCGUAGACAUGGGGAUGUGGUCUGGCGAAGACUACGACACAGCACAAGGUUUCUAGCUCGCGCUUGCGGUCCGUCACAACACGAACACGAUCCCUGCUCUCGCAGCAUCGUGCGCGCGGAUUCACUUCGCCCGCACUGUAUUGACGGAUGACUGCUUAAUAUGGACUCGCUGGCCCUUCCUUGUGUGAUUCGUUCUCGGGGAAUGCACGGUAUCGAAUGAUGUGCAUAGACUGGGCACUAUGCAGCCCACGCUCUAACCCUUGCAGAGCCUAGGCCCCGUGAGCGACUAGACGCAUGUAUUGAUGCUCGGCUGGUAUAGGACUUCGUGUUACGAAGAUCUGGUGAGCCUUGCGACGACUUGUCGCAGGCUGGAACCCUGCCGCGGCAUUGAGUUGUGCUGUAACGCCAAUCCGGACAAAGGACAGAGUCACGAUCCAUUCGACCGCGCUGGUCCUGGACUCGUUUCCCAUCAGCUCUCAUGACCGCGGAGGGGUCCCAUAGCCUGGUAUUGCAGAAGCCACCCCUGAUUCACCACGAACGGGAGCCCCGAUGAGUUCUUAUUCAGCGCCGUUCCUCAUCAAGCUAGCCUAGACUGGAUGGACCCUAGUCUUCUCUAUUCGAAUUGCCAUUGACCAGAUGGAAUGAGCAGGAAACAGGCAGCGCAGAUUCUGGCCGUGCAUGUAUGAGAGGAGGGUGAGAGCAGGAUGCGACUGAGGCAGGCUGCUGGGACGGUGAUUUUGUUGCUGGGAUGAAGCGGGAACAGCAGCUGACUGGUUCUCAUUUCCGUGCCAUAAACCCGAGAUGAAGUCAUUUCCCAUGGAUCUGUUGGGGCUAAUAGCUGCACAGACGUUUUCUCAGUACCUAGCCACCGUCGUUUAAAGCACAGUUCAA
Mycena citricolor is the source of this 1246-nucleotide messenger RNA. The record is from the annotation of a GenBank genome assembly. NCBI's taxonomy places the organism in Eukaryota, Fungi, Basidiomycota, Agaricomycetes, Agaricales, Mycenaceae.